GAUAGCUGUUUAUUCUUUUCUUUAAUCAUUUCUCUCUUCCCCCACUCCACUUAUUUUCUCAAAAUGAAAUUUCUUCGUUUGACAAUUUAUUAGCAGCACCUGAUUUUUUGUUUUUCCAACAAAUAUUUAUUUCACUUUUGCCCUCGUGUUUCCGGCAGAUGUUGAUGAAAGUGAAAGGAGGGUGAUUGAUUUAUAGUAAGAAAAUUGUGUAGUGGUUGUGGUUAGCUCCUUUUUCAACUCAUUUACCUUUCAUCAAUUAUUAUUAAUUAUUUUAUUAAUAUUAUAAUAAUGAAUAGUGUUCCCCAAUUUCUUUGAUUGUAUACUGAUGCAAGUAAGUAAAGCAAUUUACUAAUUGAAAGAGAGAGUUCAGACUUAAUAGAAAGCGGCUCACGAUUUGAAUAAAGGGUUGACAUGGAUUGCCUCAGAUCCAGAUAAGUGAAGAAGAGUCCAGAGAAUAAAGAAGGCAAGAUUUCCAGAGAAGUUAUAUUCAUGGUGACACUUUUUUUUUUCACGGAUGGUAGUUGGUGUCUAGUUUCUAGCUCACCAGAUCUGACAACUCACUUCAUAUUUUAAAACCCCUCUUUCAGUUGAUUGCGAUGCUUCGAUCCAUCAUCGCCGAAUCGAAGUUUCCGUAACCUUCUCCAUACAUACAUACACACACAUAGAUAUAUUGUGGAAAUGCCGACAAUUCAUCCAUUUUCACUUCUAGAUUUUUUCGUCGUACUAUAGAACAACGACAGGUCGAUUAAGUCAAGAUGGGCGGUGGGUUAGCUUUUGCUGUUUAGAUAGUGAUUUCGAUGGAGGAUACGUAUGGGGCGGUGGUUGUUGCAUUGCCAUUUAAGUUAGGUAAUUCGAAUCUUUUUACAAUCCUCUGAUUCUUGAAAAAAGGAAAAAGUUGUAUGGAUGUAAAUGUAAUGAACUUCAAUUUGAUGGCCGAUCGAGAUAGCUUAUUCCCCGAUUCCGAGAUUAAAAGCACCGGUAAUUCGGUAGAUGGUGACAAUGAGGAUUGUAGUUUCGGUGAUUCCGAAAGUGAAGUUAGUUUUACGGUUUUGAGGAGUGGAGUUUCUUCUGUAAUGGCGGUGACUUCAGAAGAUGAAGGCAAUUGGCUGGCUACAGAUGGAUCUUCGUUGGAGGGCGAUCCAAUUCUUGACAGCUCGUGCUCUUUGUCUGUGGUGAGUGAUACUAGUAGUCUAUGUGGCGACGAUUUAUUGGGCUUUGAUCCAAAUUCUGAAAUCGGGGCCCACUUUUUGGAGGUCGAUAAGAGCUUAUGUGGCGUUGAGCUUAUUUCCAAUACGAGAGAUUUGGUGGUGGGUGAUUCGCUAUCUGUGGACCCCACUUUGAAAUUGGUCGAUCCUCAGUUAGAUAAUAAUAAUAAUACUAAAGGGGUAAGCAUUCGGACAAGCCGGAGUAUAUUUGAGGUGGAUUGUGUGCCUCUUUGGGGUUUUACAUCUGUUUGUGGUAGGAGGCCCGAAAUGGAAGAUUCCGUUGCGACUGUGCCUCGGUUAUUAAAGAUUCCUCUCGAGAUGCUUAUUGGAAAUCGAGUUAUUGAUGGAGUGUCGGCCUGUUUAAGUCAUUUGACGGGCCAUUUCUUUGGAGUCUAUGAUGGCCAUGGAGGAUCUCAGGUUGCUAAUUAUUGUCGAGAUCGUAUGCAUACUGCAUUAAUGGAGGAGUUGGAAAUUUUAGUGACUAAUGGAAGUAGUAAUAAGGAGAGCUGUGAAGAGAUAUGGAGAAGGGCUUUCACAAAGUGUUUUAUCAAGGUUGAUGAUGAGAUUGGAGGGCAAAAUGGUCAAGAACCUAUUGCUCCGGAAACUGUGGGGUCCACUUCUGUGGUUGCCCUAGUUUGCUCUUCGCAUAUAAUAGUGGCCAACUCCGGUGAUUCGAGGGCUGUGCUCUGCCGUGGCAAAGAACCGGUGGCCCUCUCUGUCGAUCAUAAGCCAAACCGAGAAGAUGAAUAUGCAAGAAUCGAAGCGGCUGGAGGGAAGGUAAUACAGUGGAACGGGCAUCGUGUGUUUGGUGUUCUUGCAAUGUCGAGGUCUAUCGGAGAUCGAUAUUUGAAGCCGUGGAUAAUUCCGGAUCCUGAAGUAAUGUUUGUGCCACGAGCGAAAGAGGACGAAUGUCUGAUUCUGGCAAGUGAUGGGUUGUGGGAUGUUAUGACAAACGAGGAGGUUUGCGACAUGGCUCGUAAAAGAAUAUUACUAUGGCAUAGAAAUAACGGGCCCACACUUCCAUCGGAAAGGGGCGAAGGAAUCGAUCCUGCAGCUCAAGCAGCGGCCGAGUACCUGUCGAAUCGCGCGCUUCAAAAGGGCAGCAAGGAUAAUAUCUCUGUAGUUGUGGUAGAUCUAAGGGCUCAGAGAAAGCCCAAGAGCAGAAAUUAGCAUAAAUUUCUCUCUUCUUUUUUCUUUUUUUAUUAUUUUUCUUUUCUUUCUUUUUUUUUUAAUCAAAGAAUGGAGAAUUUGGAAUUGUGCCCAUGUGUUUUUCAUCAAGGGCUGUUAUAGAUUCUUCACUAGAAAUGCAGUUCUUAAUUUGUAUGUAAUAGUAGGCGUUUAACGCUCUGGAAAAACUCGUUCGGAGUCUCGAAAUUCAUCUCCAUUUGCUGCCUAUGCAAUGUAGCUAUUCUAAGUGUAGAGAAUUUGGAAGAAUGAAUGAAAUGCCCUU
Erythranthe guttata (spotted monkey flower) is the source of this 2655-nucleotide messenger RNA. NCBI's taxonomy places the organism in Eukaryota, Viridiplantae, Streptophyta, Magnoliopsida, Lamiales, Phrymaceae. The record is from RefSeq and is a predicted model, not a curated record.